Messenger RNA from Trichomycterus rosablanca, 2172 nucleotides. RefSeq names its product KAT8 regulatory NSL complex subunit 2 (gene kansl2). Gene Ontology annotation, cellular component: NSL complex. NCBI's taxonomy places the organism in Eukaryota, Metazoa, Chordata, Actinopteri, Siluriformes, Trichomycteridae. The record is from RefSeq and is a predicted model, not a curated record. The transcript is spliced from 10 exons. The coding region runs from base 83 to 1585 and encodes 500 amino acids.
GCUUUUCAUUUCACUGCCACUUUUUUCCGUUGUAACGGAGGCCUUGUCUUCCCAGGGUGUAGCGUGAAUUAUUUGUAAGCUAAUGAUGAACAGAAUCCGGAUCCACGUGCUGCCAUCCAGCAGGGGCCGCGUAUCUCAGGCCGCACGUGCUCAAGAGUCCCAGACGUGCUCCUUUACACAAAGAACCUGUUCUCAGCCUCGCCUGGAGGGCUUGGACUUCUGCAUCAAGCACAUCUUGGAGGACAAAAAUGCACCUUACAGGCAGUGCAGCUAUGUCUCCAAUAAGAAUGGGAAGCGCUGCCCCAGUGCUGCACCAAAACCAGAGAAGAAGGAUGGAGUUUCGUUUUGUGCUGAGCAUGCACACAGAAAUGCAUUGGCGCUGCAGGCACAGAUGCGUAAAGCCUCCUCUGGACCAUCCCCUGAGCUUCUGCUGUCUCAGCUUAGUGGUUAUAACAGGUCAGAGUUUGGAGCUUUCAGCCAAGAUAGUCGCAGUGAAGCCAGUCGUAUUUUAGAUGAGGACAGCUGGAGUGAAGAUGAACAGGAACCAGUGAUGCUGGAUCAGACAUGGAGAGGAGAUCCAGACAGUGAAGCAGACAGCAUAGACAGUGACCAUGAAGACCCUCUUAAACAUGCUGGUGUGUACACAGCUGAGGAGGUGGCUUUGAUUACUCGGGAAAAGCUCAUCAGACUGCAGUCGCUCUAUAUUGACCAGUUUAAACGGUUGCAGCACUUGCUGAAGGAAAAGAAGAGACGUUACUUGCACACUCGGAAGAUUGAACACGAAACGAUAGGCAGCAGUUUAUUAACAGGGCCUGAGGGUUUGUCCAUGAAAGAAAGGGAGAAUCUGAGGAAGCUUAAGGCAUUGCGGCGUUACCGUCGGCGUUACGGAGUCGAGGCUCUGCUACACAGACAACUGAGAGAACGCAGACAGGCUGUUACAGAGGGAGGAACCACACAGGCUCAUUCAGUACGGCCAAACCAGAGGUGCAUUUCCUUUGUGGAGGGGACGCGAUGUUCUAACCCAUGUCUGCCAUUGACCAGACACUGUGUGUCUCAUAUUUACCAAGACAGUAGCCAGGUGUUGUUUAAGGUUUGUCCAGGCCUGAAGGAUUUACCUUGUGACAGGCCGGUGCACAUGGGCCAGUCCGAUGACCCGCGGUGUCCGCUACACCUCUCCCUGCCUCCCUCCAUGUACCAGCCAGAGCAGGAGCCACUAGCACAGGAACAACUUGCUUUGGCACCCACGGACAUGUACCUGAGUGCUGCUGAGCUCCAACCCACCGAGAGCCUACCACUGGAGUUUAGUGAUGAUCUGGAUGUAGAUGUAGGCGAUGAGGAGAUGCAGUUUCCACCGUCUCCUCUGCUCUUCGACACAGCACUUGCACUAGAGGACCAGACCAUCCGUGCCAUAGCAGAGGCCCCCAUGGACUUCCUAACCUCAACACAGGAGGGAGAACUCUCUGAGACAGACGAAAUGUCAGUAGCAGAUCAGGCCUUGUCGGAGGUAUCCGAAACAGCAGGAGACGAGGAUGCCACACGGAAUUCAUCAAAGGAGCCUGACACAAUAACAGAUGCCACAUCCUGAGCACCUUCUGACCUCAUCUUCUCAGCUGUCUAUAAACUUUACGAACUAUUAUUGACUGGUCAUUUUCUUGGUCUCUUUGUAGCAAAAAUGUUGCUCUGUAUUUAUACAUGUAUAUUAAAACUUGCUAACAAAAAGACAAUGAUCAUAUAGACUGUACACCUCUGUCUUUUUUUAAACAAACUCUGACCCUGGUCAUAAAUCUCUAGUAUGUGCUUAUUAUUAAGUGUAUUUGCUGUCACCACCCACACGCUGGCCAACGAGGGCCAAGUCACCAAACACUUUUCACCAGCCAGCAAUGGACUCUCACCAAGAGCUGUACUGCAGCUGGAGCACCACACUACUGUAUGUCCUCUGUGUUUCUCUAAUAACUGGCCCGCUGCCUAGACCAGUCAGGCUAAAUCAAAUUCCUUUCUGGUGUGUUUUACUGCAAACAUUGCCUCAAAACACCUUUACAGGUUUUAGGACCAAAUAAACCACUCAAUCAUGUCUGUUAAACACCUGGCCAGGUGGGCAGCACAUGCUUUUGGUCAUAAUGUGUAAAUGCCUUAUGUACUAGAUGUUCAUUAAAGGUUUCUUUUGUCUCUUCA